Nasonia vitripennis (jewel wasp) is the source of this 2785-nucleotide messenger RNA. Its product is annotated as THAP domain-containing protein 11. Lineage: Eukaryota; Metazoa; Arthropoda; Insecta; Hymenoptera; Pteromalidae. The record is from RefSeq and is a predicted model, not a curated record. Bases 424 to 1068 code for a protein of 214 amino acids. The transcript has 3 exons.
UGUGUUACAAAAAAUGAUUUUUUAAAAUCACUAAAAUGUAGUCAAAUUACAUAUAAGGUUCCAACCCCACGUAUUAUUUGCUGGGUGCAGCUGGAGAAAGGGGAUAAGCUUAGAGAUGCCAACGCGCACCGUCGGCAGGAAUACGCAACUUUCUGCUCACCUUAUGUAUAGCACGCAAUAGGACAAAAUAAAAAAACGCCUUUAAAAAUUACAAAAUAAAAAUCUAUUUUAAAUGUUUCACCUAAAACUAAAAUGUUUAAAACAUUCAUUAAUUAAAAGAAAAUUAAAAUAAAAUGUAAAACGUAUAUAUCCACAGUAAAAUAGAUUAAGUAUUGUACUGUUGGCCGACGGCUAUCAGCUGUUAGCAGACGUACAUACAUUCGAUCAAGACGAAACUUUGAUCUGUGCAUCGUUGCUCCGAAAAUGCGUAACAGAACGUGUUGUGUUGUUAAUUGUAAAAAUACUGAUAAGAAUAAUCCUGAUUUGAAGUUUUAUUCAUUUCCUCGUGCGCAGUACAAGAGAGAGCAACGUAAAUUACGGAUAAAUGCAGUGAAAAGGCAAAACCCUGAUGGAUCUAAGUGGGAGCCAACGGACAACCCUAAAAUCUGUAGCGCACAUUUUAUUGGAAAUGCCAAAUCUAACAAUCAAUAUUCCCCAAGUUAUUAUCCAACUAGAUUUCCGGAUAUUUAUAAAAAAUCAAAGUCUUGUGAAGAAGGGAAAGUAGGAAGGUUUGAAAGAUUCAUGAGGCGACGUUCAGAAAGUAAGAAGAAUCUGGUUAACAAGGAAAGUAAUGAUUCAAUUAAUUCCACAAUUCUAACAAAUACAUGUUCAAGUGCCAUUCAAACAGAUGAUUUGGAGCAUAAUAUGGAUACGUAUUAUGAAGAAUCCUCAACAGAAUCAGAAGUACAGAUGAAUGAAAAAACAUUUUGUUCUCAAGAAUGUCAAGUGGAUUUUUUUUCGACACCAAAUGAUAACAGCAAAACGUUAAUAUGUAAUAGGUAUGUAAAUAACAAUGUGUGUGAUGCAGAAACUUACACUGAAAUUAUAAUAGAAUUAAAACAUAGUUAAUCGCUUAGUCGUUUCUGUGAACAAAAAAAAGGUUAGUAAUAAAAGUUGUGGCCCAAGUACGUCAUAUACUGAUAAACGUGUUGAGUGUAAUCUUGAAGUAGUUCACAAUACAAGAGGUUUUUUUGGCAUAGAAUCAGUAAAAAAUGACGAUGAAUUAACAGAUCUAGGUGGAGUAACGUUCAAAAUAUUUAAUUUAUUCGCCAACAAACUUGUUACCCCUGCAGACAAAUGUAAUAUGUCUAACGAAAAUAGAUUAUUAAUAUUUUUUAUUAAGAUAAAUACUGGCCUUUCUUACUCAGCAUUAAGCAUUAUCUUUCGAGUUCACCAGACGACAGUAUCUAGAAUUUUUAUUCGGAUCUUACAGCAUCUAGCUUCUGCUCUCAAAGAUCAAAUAGUAUGGUUCAAUAAAGAUGUAAUUCAAGGCACGAUGCAAGAAUGUUUUAAACCUGAUUAUUCCAAGACUCGAGUAAUCAUUGACUGCACAGAAUUUUCUGUAGAAAUACCAUCUGGAGUUGAUAAACGUAUUUAUAUGUACUCCUACUGCAAAAAAGGAUUUACAGGAAAAAUUCUCAUUGGUUGUGCGUGUUAGUAAAUCUUCAACCUCACAUUAUUGUUGAAAAAGAUGAUAAUGCUUGAUUUUUAAAUUUAUUCUUGUAAGUAUUAAAUCUUUUAUAGGUUCAAAUAAAAUAAUAAUUGCUUUUAUAAGAAAAAGAACUUUUUUAUUCAUUUGCCUUUACAUUGUACAACAUUAACAUUUUGUAUAUUGAUACCAGUAAAAGUACGAGUAGAAAGUAUUGUCUUUAAAUUAUUGUUGUUAACAGUUGCACUUUUUACUUUUUUUAGUUUUUCAUAGAUAACAUUUAAAUAAUCUUCAAAAUAAAAUUUCUCGCAUACGGGCUGUUCGCGUAUUAUACGUCUCCGCAUAAAAUAUGUAUCACCUAGCACGGUUUAGAGUUAAUUAUGGCGCGCCAAAAAAAGAAAGAGCGCAUGCGUAAGCCCUUCUGCGGUCUGAGAUCGAUUAGUGCGCGCGAGAGCGUCAGAUUCGUUUCGGCAUCGAUCGAGAGCAGUGUGAUCCGAAGCCUACCUCUAUUCUCGUGUAGCUUUUGUAUUGUGCCUGUAGUAAUCACUGUAAUUUGAAUUAUAUUUGUUAGUGAAUCACUCGCGUGUGAUUCCUCCCUUAUUUCUAUAAUUCGUGUAAAUAAAGUGCCUGUAAUUCCGUGUGGGCGAGACACAAGCGUGCUGUCAUCGCAUAGCGAAUCUUCGCUAUAGGUCCCGGUCGCGACGACUCGACGAGUCGUCUCAAGUCGAUCACAGAGCGAGGGCUGGACCCGUUCCCGAGACGUCGGGGCCCUGUGACGUGCUGGGCGUUGCCACCCCGGGAUAUCUCCAUCUUCUCGAUCGACAAUCUACCCAGAAGAGAGGGUGGUCCGUCACGUACAGCGCACCGAUAUUUGCGAUUUGCGGCAUUAUUGUAGGGGCUGAUCCCCGAAAUAUUAGGUAAGCGAGCGCUCUGUAAAUAUAAGGAUCGAUUAUCCACUGCCUAAGUUAAAUUAGAUAAUAAGUUUUGACUUUUGUAUUUUAUGCUUACAUAAAUUGAUUAAUUUACUUGAUCAAUAAAUAAUUUCUAUUUCACUAGCUUGCUCAGGCUUUUCCCUCUGUUCCGUGAGGGUUUUUAUGCCUAAGCAAGUUACUGUUUAUAUUUAGUUUAACCGCGAAA